AUGAAUGGACACUUUUCCGCCGUCGGCGACCAGCCGGCGAACGGCAGCUAUGAACAUGGUUGUCAGGUCAUAGACGAAGAAAAGGAGUUCAACCCCAACUUGAACGACUAUCUCCAGACCACGCGAGUUGCUGAAGCGGGCUUCAACUACCACCUCAUCUCCGUCUUUGGAUCUCAGUCUACGGGAAAGUCGACCCUUCUUAACCACCUUUUUGGCACCACCUUCUCUGUCAUGUCCGAGACGGAACGCCGUCAGACGACUAAGGGAAUAUGGCUCUCUAAGAACAAGCGGGAGACGAGCUCAGGAACCAAGAUGGCAGAUAACAUCCUCGUUAUGGAUGUUGAAGGAACCGACGGCCGAGAGCGCGGAGAAGACCAAGAUUUUGAGAGAAAGAGCGCCCUGUUUGCACUGGCCACCAGUGAAGUCCUGUUGAUCAACAUCUGGGAGCACCAGGUUGGCUUGUACCAGGGAGCCAACAUGGGCCUGCUCAAAACGGUGUUUGAAGUCAACAUGCAGCUGUUCUUGAAAGAUAAGAACUCAACCCCCCGAUCUCUUCUAUUCUUCGUCAUUCGAGACCAUCUUGGAGUGACUCCCUUGUCUGCUCUCCAAAACACAUUGAUCCAAGAUCUGACCAAGAUCUGGUCCUCAAUCUCCAAGCCACAGGGCCUUGAGCAAUCCCGCAUUGAGGACUACUUUGACUUUGGCUUUGCUGCCUUACCGCACAAGAUUCUACAGGGCGAGAAGUUUGAAAGCGAAGUCGCGAAUCUAGGAGCGAGAUUUAGCACAGGACACCGAAAUGGUGCAGAGCUCGAAGGUGGCAUCCUCCUGCCCGAAUACCACAGACGAAUCCCUGCGGACGGAUUGUCUGUGUAUGCCGAGGGUAUUUGGGACCAAAUCGUGAACAACAAGGAUCUGGAUCUUCCGACGCAACAAGAGCUCCUUGCCCAGUUCCGAUGCGACGAGAUAUCUCGAGAAGUCCUUCUAGCCUUUGACACGGUUUUGAUUCCACUAGAGGAGAAGCAGGCCGAAGCUUCUAAACUUGGCAAGCCCAUUGUGCUUCCUGAUCUAGGUGCUGCCGCUAGCGAAGCUCGCGAGAAAUGCUUCAAGGCAUUUGAGGUGCAGGCCAGCCGAUACCACAAGGGCGUCUAUUCACGAAAGAAGCAGGAGCUGGAGAGCAAAAUCGACGGGCGACUAAAGACCUUGUACCUGGGCCAAAUCGCGGCAGCUCACAAAGCAGGAGUCGCCGCCUUCAGCGAGGCCGUUUCGAACAAGGUGAAGGCAGGCCAAAAGGCGGGUGGAGGCUACGAAUUUGCUGAGAUUGUUUCCAACGAAAAGAAGAAGACCACGGAAAUUUUCAAGACGGAAGUAGACAGCUUGACGAUUGAGGGCGUUGAGUGGACCAACUUUGUGUCUCAAUCUCAACUAUUUGAGGCUGAGCUCGAUGAAGUUAGCGGCAAGCUGCGCAAGGACGAGAUUCGACGACUGGCCACACGGGUGGAGCGCUGGGUCAAGUCAAGGCUGGGCGAUGCUGUUGGCUUAGAAUUCAACAAGCUGGGAUCCGGCAGGGGAGGCUCAGGAGCUCCUGAAGAGGGCCAAAAGCCGGCGACAGAAAAGGACCUUUGGGACAGAAUCUGGAAUGUCUUUACCGAGGUAGUCCGUGAGGCUGAGGGACGGUUUGCCGAUCGAGCCAAGAGCUUCGAUGCCAGCGAUGCUGAGGUCGAAGUGGGCCUAUGGCGCCUUCGACGAAAGAGCUGGACGGCACUUCGAGAGAAGAUUGAAGAGGAGGUCAUGGAGGGCAACAUCCUUUUGAAGCUUAGGGAAAACUUUGAGGACAAGUUCCGAUAUGACGAGGCUGGUGUGCCUCGAAUCUGGAGGCCAACGGAUGACAUCGAGGGCAUUUACACAAAGGCACGGGAGUCGACACUGACGCUCAUACCUCUUCUUUCAAAAUUCAAGCUCCUAUCUUCUCAGAAGGCGCCCGAAUUGGUCGAGUUCAUUGGCGCACAGCCCAGCGGCGUCGAAGCUGGCGAUGAAGAAGAUCUUACCCCGAUUGGCGGUGUUGACGAAGAGGAGGGCAAGAGCCUUGAAGAGGAGAUGACGAUGCUGAGCGAGAAUAAGCGACAAGAUUUGGUCGUGCGUUUCAAGAAGACGGCUGAUGGCGUGUACGUCGAAGCCAAGCGAAGCGCCAUUGGCGGUAUGACCCAGGUGCCGUGGUACUUUUACGUGCUUCUUCUCGUUCUCGGCUGGAACGAAAUCUGGAUGGUCCUGCGCAACCCGAUCAUGUUCAUUCUUCUCAUUCUGAUUGGUGGAGGAACAUACACCGCAUGGUAUCUCAACCUCUUGGGCCCCAUGAUGCAGAUGGGCAACGCUGCUGUCAACCAGGGCGUGGAUAUUGCCAAGCAGCAGCUGCGGGAUUUCGUUUCCAACUCAGACACCGCGCGACAGGCACUGGCCAUGCCAGCGAGGCAAGACAGCGACGUCAGCAUGGACACAUUGGACAGCCGAGGAAGAAAGAAGAAUGAGUCUGACAGCCCGGAUGACAUUUAG
Messenger RNA from Trichoderma asperellum CBS 433.97, 2547 nucleotides. It is a transcript of the gene SEY1, whose product is annotated as Dynamin-like GTPase that mediates homotypic ER fusion. Gene Ontology annotation, molecular function: GTP binding; GTPase activity. The record is from RefSeq and is a predicted model, not a curated record. Gene Ontology annotation, biological process: endoplasmic reticulum membrane fusion. Lineage: Eukaryota; Fungi; Ascomycota; Sordariomycetes; Hypocreales; Hypocreaceae. Gene Ontology annotation, cellular component: endoplasmic reticulum.